This is a messenger RNA of Plasmodium gallinaceum, 900 nucleotides long. RefSeq names its product conserved Plasmodium protein, unknown function. NCBI's taxonomy places the organism in Eukaryota, Apicomplexa, Aconoidasida, Haemosporida, Plasmodiidae. The record is from RefSeq and is a predicted model, not a curated record. Gene Ontology annotation, molecular function: DNA binding. The transcript has a single exon. Gene Ontology annotation, biological process: regulation of DNA-templated transcription. The coding region runs from base 1 to 900 and encodes 299 amino acids.
AUGAAAAAGAAUUAUAUAAUUAGACAUUUUAAUAAAAUAGCACAUGUAAAAUAUUAUAAUAGUACUAGUAAAAAUGUGUUAAAUAAUGGAAAGAAUGAAUAUACAGGAAAUUUAAUUAAAGAUAAUAUAGAUAGCAAAUUUAUAAAUUUGGUAAAUAAAAAUAAAUAUAACACUUAUAAAAAUCGAGUUUAUAAUACUAGCAUGUAUAAUAAUUCACACCCAAGUUAUAUGAACAAUAAUGAAAAUACUAAUAAUAAUUUAUUAAGUCAUUAUAAUUAUAAAUAUGAUUCAUCUAAUUAUUAUCAGCAAAAAUAUAAUUCAAAUGUAAGUAAUGAAAGUUCAGAUAACACUUCUUAUCAAUAUUUUAAUAUAUUUGGUAGUACUGCUAUGUGCUUAAUAAAGCCAAUAUUUCCUGAUUAUAUUAUUAACAAAAACAAGUUAACAAUAUAUGGUAAAGGUGGAUUUCAAUUCAUGUUUAUGAGAAAACAAAAUAAUUCUAAUAAAUAUGAUAAAAAUAAUAAAAUGAAUAUAUUUCUUAAAAUUAACAGCUUAUCAAGUGUUUUAUCUUUAGAUAGUAUAGAAAAAUUAACAAAUGCGAUAGUUAUUAAAGGAAAUAACAAUAAUUAUUUGACUAUUGAUAAACAUAAAGAAAAAAAAGAUCAUAUUGUUAUAAAAUAUAAAUAUCAGCCAUCAAAUGCUAUUGAUAAUAAUUUUAAUGAAAUAAAUAAUAAUUUGAAUAUUGAUGUUAAUAAAAAUAUCAAUAUAAAUGAAUUAAACGAGGAGAAAAAAAAUAAUUUUGAAGAAUUACAUGUUAGUUCUCCUUUUACAGAGUUCUUAAUAUUUCAAAAAGCUGCUAAUUUGUUACUACCUCAACUAAUCGGAUGGUCUAAACCUAAUUAA